AUGUCUAGUACUACUGUACAUCGUGUUGCAGCGACCGGAUUCGGCGAAGGAACCAACGAACUCUAUGAUCGGGCGCGUCCUUCAUACCAGCCACAAGUUUUGCAAUACAUUCGCGACCAGAUCUCCUCGCCUGGUUCUCUGCACCUCGUAGAGCUUGGCAGCGGCACAGGCAUAUUCACUCGCGCUCUCCUCGCUCACCCGGCAUGGACUUCGGCCCUCGGCGCCCUGCGCGCAUUCGAGCCAAGCUCCGGUAUGCGCGACCAGUUCAACAAGACCGUGCACGACCCCCGGGUCUCUUGCCACGACGGAACUUUUGACACAACCUCUGUCGAAGAUGGGUGGGCGGACGCAGUCAUCAUUGCCCAGGCCUUCCACUGGUGCCCGGACUUCAACGCCGCCUCUGCUGAGUUCGCCAGGAUUUUGAAGCCGGGAGGUGCAGUGUUCUUCGUAUGGAACCUGGAAGACAGGGAGAAGGCUCGUUGGGUAGCACAGCUGAGGGACACGUAUGAGCAGCAUGAGAACGGCGCCCCGCAGUUCCGCCUCGGCCUCUGGCGCGCCGCUUUCGAUACUCCCAACUACGUCCAGUCCUUCGAGAAACCUAUCGAACAGACCUGGUCGUAUGCUAUCACAAGCACGGAGGACAGCGUGGUUGACCGCGUAUGCUCCAAGUCAUACAUCGCGAUCCUCCCCGAUGACGAGAAGAAUAAAGUCAAGGCCGCCGCUUCAGAGAUCGUUCGUAAGGGAGAUGAGAAGGUAUGGAUUGACGAGAAUGCCGGCGUCUUUGAGUAUCCCUAUCAGACCUUGGUCGUCCUCGCGCGGAAGAAGUAA
Molecule: messenger RNA, 828 nt
Organism: Punctularia strigosozonata HHB-11173 SS5
Lineage: Eukaryota; Fungi; Basidiomycota; Agaricomycetes; Corticiales; Punctulariaceae
Product: S-adenosyl-L-methionine-dependent methyltransferase
Exons: 5
Coding region: 1-828 (275 amino acids)
Molecular function (GO): S-adenosylmethionine-dependent methyltransferase activity
Source: RefSeq, a predicted model, not a curated record